Xenopus laevis (African clawed frog) is the source of this 2375-nucleotide messenger RNA. It is a transcript of the gene fmo2.S, whose product is annotated as dimethylaniline monooxygenase [N-oxide-forming] 2. The transcript has 11 exons. Bases 399 to 2015 code for a protein of 538 amino acids. Lineage: Eukaryota; Metazoa; Chordata; Amphibia; Anura; Pipidae. The record is from RefSeq and is a predicted model, not a curated record.
GAGCAUGGAAGCCGGAUGAAUAGGAGAUACUGCAGCUGCUGCCCUGCCUGCCUGUCUGUGCUGAGCCUGCACAUAAUCCUCCCUGCCUGUGAACACACCACAUCAGUUACAGUAACAUCAGGUUGGUGUGGAUUUCUGUAGAGCAGGCAAAAUCACUAUGGGGUAGGAAGAGUCAACUGUGCUGAAAGUAUCAGUAUGCUCUACUACCUGCUGCCACUCCAUGCUGCUGGGUGGAACUGACUUCCUCCAGUGUCUUGGGAUUAUUGACCUAGCCGCAUCCAGCAAAUGUAAGAAAAUCACUGAUUCUUGUUGGUCUCCCCUCAAGUACCCGCCAAUCCUUGAAGGCUCCAUUCUCUAAACUGGCCUUCAUACUCAACGUGUCAGCCAUAAAGAAUACAAUGGUUAAGAAGGUAGCAGUGGUCGGGGCAGGUUGCAGUGGAUUGCCUACCAUUAAAUGCUGUUUAGAUGAAGGACUGGAGCCAACAUGCUUUGAAAGAACUGAAGACAUUGGAGGACUCUGGAGAUUUAAGGAAAACCCUGAGGAGGGAAGAGCCAGCAUUUACAAUUCUGUUAUAAGCAAUACUUCCAAGGAAAUGACAUGUUACAGCGAUUUCCCAAUGCCUGAGGAUUAUCCAAAUUAUAUGCAUAAUUCAAAGCUUUUGCAGUACUUCCGUCUCUAUGCGGAACACUUCAAACUUUUGCAGUAUAUUCGAUUCAAGACCACAGUUUGCAGCAUACGGAAGCGCCCGGACUUCAGCAUGACUGGCCAAUGGGAUGUUACUUCAGAAUGCAAUGGAAAACAACAAACAGAAAUAUUUGAUGCUGUCUUAAUCUGCAUUGGACAUCACUGUACCCAAAACCUGCCACUUCAUAACUUUCCAGGUAUUGAGAAUUUCAAAGGCCAAUAUUUGCACAGUCGGCAAUACAAAAACCCCCACCCUUUCAAGAACAAAAGGAUUAUUGUUGUUGGCAUUGGGAAUACAGCUGUUGAUCUGGUUGUGGAAUUAAGUUCUGUGGCUAAACAGGUUUACCUCAGCACCAGGAGAGGAGCAUGGAUUGUAAAUCGUGUGUGUGACAAUGGCUACCCCCUGGAUACAGUCCAGUCCACUCGUUUUAAUUGCAUCGUUCAGGGCAUGAUUCCAGUGCUUACAAACAAAUUAAUCGAGAGUAAAAUCAAUGCCAGGGUAAACCAUGACAACUAUGGUCUUACACCCCAGCACAGGUUCCUCAGCCAGCAACCAACAGUCAGUGAUACUCUACCCAACCGCAUUAUCUCUGGCAAAGUGCUCCUGAAAACCAAUGUUAAGCGUUUCACUGAGACUGAUGUCAUCUUUGAAGAUGGGACAGUAGAGAAAGAUAUAGACGUGGUCAUUUUUGCCACAGGUUAUGUUUUCAGUUUACCAUUUUUGGAAGAGUCAGUAUUGAAAGUCCAAAAUAAUGAAAUUUCUUUGUACAAAAUGAUCUUUCCUCCUAACCUGGAAAAGCCAACUCUGGGAUGCAUUGGUUAUAUCCAGCCUUCUGGAGCUUUUAUGCCCAUUGCAGAGAUGCAGGCCCGCUGGGCAACCAGAGUGUUCAAAGGCCUUCACCAAUUGCCAUUAGUGGAAGGAAUGAGGAAGGAAAUUACAGAAAGAAAACAAAAAAUACAGAGCAGGUAUUUCAAAAGUAAGCGUCACACCUUGCAAGUGGGUUAUGUAUCUUACAUGGAUGAAAUCGCUACAGAGAUAGGCUGCAAGCCAGAUGUAAGAAAAGUCAUGCUGGCCGAUCCUAAACUGGGCUGGGAACUAUUCUUUGGCCCCUGCUCCCCCUACCAGUAUCGCCUGUUUGGACCAGGGAAAUGGAAAGGUGCCAGACAAGCCAUUCUGACUCAGAUGGAUCGUAUCAUAAAGCCAACAAAAACAAGAGUCCUGAAGAAUGAUGACAUAACUCAGGCCUCUCUUCCCUUUGGCUUUAAGCCUUUUGGCUUUAAGAUUCUUGGAAUCCUGAUGGUUUUUGUUGCCAUGUAUGCCAUGAUUUAAGGUGUAUGCCACUAGCAACCAUUAGAAAAUCAGUAGCAGAGAAAUGGAGGCUAAACCUGUUAUUAUGUAUUUCUCUGAGAACUCUUGCUAUAAAUUCCUGCCUUUUAUUGGCAAGCUUCCAGUUCUCUACAAAAAACUUGAAUAGUUCAUUAAUGUCAAUAAUUGUUGUCUUAUUUAUAUUUAAUAUUUAAUCUAGAGCCUUUAGUGUUUAGUAAUAAUUGUCUGUGUGUUGUUAAUUUAAACCUGCAGUAAGUAUGUUCCAUGGACCUUCUAAUGCAUAUAUACUUGCAAUGGAUAUGGAAAAGUAGAAGUUUUGUAUUUUGUUUUUCUUGCUCAAUAAAACCGGAGUUGCUAACUACA